Messenger RNA from Coturnix japonica (Japanese quail), 3127 nucleotides. It is a transcript of the gene PPP1R3G, whose product is annotated as protein phosphatase 1 regulatory subunit 3G. Gene Ontology annotation, molecular function: protein phosphatase 1 binding; glycogen binding. Gene Ontology annotation, biological process: regulation of glycogen biosynthetic process. The record is from RefSeq and is a predicted model, not a curated record. Gene Ontology annotation, cellular component: protein phosphatase type 1 complex. NCBI's taxonomy places the organism in Eukaryota, Metazoa, Chordata, Aves, Galliformes, Phasianidae.
GCGGGGCGGCCCGCCAUGGCGAGCCCCGCACGCCCGCAGCCGGAGCCGGCGGCCCCGGGGGCGUGGGGCGGCGGAGCGGCGGGGGAACGGCUGCUGCUGCUGGAGCUGCGCUGCGCCCCGCCGCCGUCCCUCGGCUCGGGGGAGGAGGAGGAGGAGGCGGGGGAGGAGGCGGCCGCGGGGGAGGACUGUUGCCCCAAGUGCAAGAAGCGGGUGCAGUUCGCGGACUCGUUGGGGCUGAGCCUGGCCAGCGUGAAGCACUUCAGCGACGCCGAGGAGCCGCGAGUGCCGCCCGCCGCGCUCUGCCGCCUGCAGAGCUCGCCCGCAGAGCGGCGAGACCCGCCGGAGCCCGGCUCUGCCCCGGGGCAGCUCCGCCCGCCGCCCUCUCUGCGCCUGGAGCCCGAUUUCCCCGACGGCGGCGAACCGAGCGCCGAACGGCUGCGGCGGCAGCGCGUGUGCCUGGAGCGGAUGGAGCGGCCCGCGCUGCCCUCCGACGUGCGGGGCACGGUGCGGGCUCUGCGCGGCUCCGAGCCCGGCCAGGUGACGGUGCGCUACACCUUCAACGAGUGGCUCUCCUUCAUGGACGUCCCGGCCUCGCCGCUGCCCCCCGCCCCUGCAGACGGCUCCGAGCCGCCGGCCGAGCGCUUCUCGUUCGCCCUGUGCGUGCCGCCCAGCCUGCGGGAGGGCUCGGCCCUUCACUUCGCCAUCCGCUACCGAGGCGCUCAAGGCGAGCACUGGGACAACAACGACGGCCGCAACUACACGCUGCGCUGCCGCCGCGACCCCGAGGGCUGCCCGGAGGCGGCCGCCGUGUCCCGCGACUGAGCGGCAGCCGUGCGGCCGUCGGGGGAAGGUUGGGGCGGCGGCUGAAGUAGGAACGGGGCGAUGCGGGACGUUGAGACAACGAGGAGGCUGAGUGGGACCUCUGUGCCGCUCCCCGCCCUGCCCGAAGCCCAGAAGGACGUCCGAGGAACGGGUUCUGCUUAGCAUAGGCUGCUGGGGGCGCGGCCGGCAGGCUUGGAGCCGAGAGUAGUUAAAAAUACUGGCUGAUAGCGAGUUAUCAGGAGAGCUCCGCUAAUAACACCCCGCCGUCACGUGCUGUGAGCUGGAAGAUGGUGUCUGUCUCGCAGGCGGUGCGCUGUGGUUGUGUUGGGGAGCGCGAUGACUUGGACGGCCUUCUAACAGCACAGAGUGACAGUGUGAUAGGGAGGGUAUCUUGCUAAUGAACAAAAGCAAACGCUUCGCUUCAGCUCUCCUUAUGUCACGUUUUGCACCACGCUUUCAAGUGUUUUUAAUUUAUUCAGCUCAUUUUGCGACAUCUUUUCCAGUAUCCGUAUGUUGUUGGGUUUGGAUGCGUAACCCACAGCCUUUCACUCUUGUGUUGCGUUGCACUGCACGCCUCGAGGUUGGCCACUGCUGUGUCCCAAGUCCUGACAUUAGGCAGAAAAAAGUACUGAUGCAAAUGGCUUUGUCAGAAUAAAAAGCUUCCAAAAAAGCUCACUGACACAAACCUAUUCUUUCUGCAUCUUCUGGAAUAACGCACCCCAAACCUGCAGGUGAUGAUUAAAGCAGAACGUUUUGAUGCUUUGGCGAUAGGUAAAAUGCAUUAAUUUAUUAUGCAGUUCACUGUUUGUGAAGGAGGAAACCUGUAUUUUCAUACUGCAGGCUGUGGAGUCACAAGGCCGCAUCAUAAGUUACCAUAGGUAUAUAGGACAUGUAGGGAGCCUGCUUUGGCAGGGGGGUUGGACUCGAUGAUCUCUAGAGGUCCUUUCCAAUCCCUACAAUUCUGUGAUUCUGUGAUGUAUGCACCAAACGCUGGCAUCUUAGAACCAACAUGGCUCAGGGUUGGUGCUCACGGUCACAGCUUGAGAUUCAUCGCUCGUAACUUCAUUACCAAGGAAAUGUAUGCAAAUUGAAUUAGUUCUAACUAUAUAAAAUGAGAAAGUCCAGUAGAGUCAAAUGUUCAGUGGUACACACUUGUUGCUGGGUUGCCUUACUGUUGAUGUCAUAGUUUAUAGGGAUCGGGGGCAUGACUUUUGCAGAACGUGCUCAUAAACACGUUCCCCACCCCAACAUCAGAAAUAGAAAAGAACACAGAUUUGUUAGCACUCUUGGAUCAACUCCAGCUGUAGGGAUUUCCAGUUCAUGCAGAUUUCUUCUUUUUCCCGUGGACUAAGGGCAUAACGGAGAAAUAGAUGUAAAAGCUGUUUUUUAUAGGUGUAAAUAAACUAAAUAGUACAUAAUUGAACCUCUAUUUCGGGUUACUGUGAAGGACAUCAAAGUUAUAUCUUAAGUGGGUGGUUUUGUUUUGUUUUUGCAGUUUAUAACGAUGUUUGUAUUCAGACUGAUAGCAGAAAGGACUGAAGCUCAGUUUGCUUUGGUGCCCCGAAGCCUACAGACUUGCAUGCAGACUGCUUCUGUUCCGUUUGAAGCUUUCAGUCACAGCUUGAAAUCGUGUGGCGUCUGCUCCCAUCCACUUCCUGGGAUCUGGAUCCAUCCCAAGCACUGCACAAAGACAGGGGAAAUGAUUGAGGUUUAAUUGUCUGUUCCGAGACCUGUGUUACGUUGGCGCUGUGAUGAAUGUUCAUCUGCCAGAGCUCAAAACCUGCCAUCUAGGCCUGGCAGUAAUUAAAUCACCUUAAUUGUUUUUAUGAUUCUUUCUAAGAGAGGGAAAAUCGCUUGCCUUGCAUUAGCAUAUUUCCAAAGGCUGGUAUAAAUAUUUAUGCGGCGCGCUCUUUCAGUAGAAAGCCUGUGUGCAUUCAUCGCGGGUCUCCAUAGUUCUCUCCUUCUGAAUGUAGAACAGUGGUAUGAAUGCACUGCUUACAUCACUUCCUCACACCCCUUGUGAAGCUUCGGUAGUUAAUGGGCUUAAUGGUAAAAAAAAACAACACAGGAGAGUGGUUUAGAAAGAAGCAUCCCUUACAGUCCGCAUUAAUGAUGCUGUGUAACCUGUGGGAUCCUUUGGAGGUGAAACAGGUUUGAGAGGUCCUGAUUUUCUCCUCUUACAAUAGUAGAAAACACUGAGCGUUGGAGGAAUUACUGCUUUCUCUCUUUUCAGCUUCCAUUUAAGGGCUCACACACACACUUUCUGCAAUACUGAAAUAAGAGUAAAAACUCUAGGGAAAAAGAA